AUGAUUAAACAACAGCAACCACAGCAACUUAAGGCGCAAAGCACCCAGGUCCUUCAGACCAUUACAUACGCCAUAUAUGCAUAUAAUUCAAAGAUGGCAGAACAAACACAAAGGUUGAAAUAUGGAGAUUUGGAGAUAGUAUUGAAAAAUGAGCGUUUCGAAUUCGUUUGCAAAGGUGGUGCAGUGAUAUCAAAUAUAAAAGAAAUUUUAUUUAUGAAUUCAAAAAUUAAAGGAAUAACAGAUGAUAUAACAUCAAUUCCACCAGAAGAACAAAGAUAUUACGCAUUAAAUGCAUUUCCUAAAGUUUUGAAGAUUGGAAGAUUUAAUUUAAAUGAGGAAUUCAUAAAAGGUUUCCUAAACGACAUAAUGAAGAAGGCAGAUAAGGAAUAUGUGGAUGAAAAAGAUAAUGAAAUUAAAGAAAGGGUUGAAUGGUAUCAUGAAUGGACAUUGAAGACUUUUAAAGUUAAAGCUGAUACAGGAUGGGUUUCAGGAUGUUUAGACCUUAAAGCGGAUAAAACUUAUGUUAAUGAUGAGUUAAUGAAGAAAGCGGAUAAAACUUAUGUUAAUGAUGAGUUAAUGAAGAAAGUGGAUAAAACUUAUGUUAACGAAAUAUACCAAAGUUUGAUAGGAACAACAAAAAAUAUUGAAACUAUUGUUGGUGACUUUUCUGUCAAUGAAGAAAAUAAAUAUUUUAGAUGGCAGUUUGUACAGUCCUUAAAAAAUGGUACACGGUGUAAACUCAUUCCGAAAAAUAACAAUGAAAUGUAUGUAAGCUAUAAAAAGAAUAAUGGUACACAAGUUAAAGUUCCAUUAGAUAACAACUGUUACUUAAACUUAUAUGGAGACGAACAAAAGAAAUAUUUAAGAGUUUAUGAAAUGGCAGAUAUGACAUUGUCUGACCCAGCUCCAGCACCAUAUUAUUAUGACUAUGGAGAUGACGACAGAACACCACAUGUAGAUGAACAAAAGCUAACAUUAUAUUUAGAUUAUUAUAGAUAUAAAAGAUAUAAUGCAAUAGAAAAAACGAGAAUAGUAUAUUAUUAUACAGAUGACAGAAAUAAAUAUUAUA
Molecule: messenger RNA, 1069 nt
Organism: Trichomonas vaginalis G3
Lineage: Eukaryota; Parabasalia; Trichomonadida; Trichomonadidae
Product: phage tail repeat-like family
Exons: 1
Source: RefSeq, a predicted model, not a curated record